GGGAGCAGGGACUGCGGUCAUAAACAAACACACGCAGUAGAGUCGUUAGUAUCUUGCGAGCUCUGUUGCGGCGCUUUGGCAGCACCGGCUGACUUUCAGUAAAGCUGACCUUCUUCACGGACCGAGCUUUAGAUUCAAAACGGGGUUAAAAUACAGAACUUUAUCUGAAAAACCCAAGGAUUUGUAUCCCCUUCUCCCUCCCUCCUUCGCCCGGUCGCAGGCGGCUUAUGUGACACAUUAUCGUCCCGGCAGAGAAACGAGCGAAACAUGACGGAGCUGAGGAAGCGAGGUGGAGGCGGAGGAGACCCUGACAGCACCGAGAAUAUCAGCGACAAGAGACAUCCAGAGACAGCCAUGGCCAGAGUCAUUAUGCUUUCAUGAUGUCCAUCCAAUUCUCAAGAAUGUGACGUCUCAGGAAUGCUUUGAGGGGCUUUCUUCAAAUUUGGCACAAACGUUCACUUGGACUCGAGGGAGGCCGAUGGUGAUGACAGGCUGGGCUUGCAAUGCGACACAGAAGGGGAAUGUGAUGGUGACUCCAAAGCAGACACUCCAGAUGUUCCUCUCUCCACAGCGGACACAGACAACACUCCACAAUACCUGAACAAAGCUCUGGCGGGCCUGCCGCCCAGAUGGAAAAACUACUGGAUACGAGGGGUUCUGUCUCUAGCCAUGAUUUCAGGCUUUUUCCUCAUCAUCUAUAUGGGACCUGUCGCUCUUAUAUUAAUUGUCAUGACUGUCCAAAUCAAAUGUUUCCAAGAAAUCAUCACCAUCGGCUACAGAGUUUACCAUUCCUAUGAGCUGCCUUGGUUCAGGACACUAAGCUGGUACUUCCUGAUUUGCGUCAACUACUUCUUCUAUGGUGAAACUGUUGCGGAUUACUUUGGGGCUCUGGUGCAGAGGGAGGAGCCUCUGCAGUUCCUGGCUCGCUAUCACCGCUUUAUCUCCUUCGCUUUGUACCUCGCAGGUUUCUGCAUGUUUGUGCUGAGUUUAGUGAAGAAACAUUACCGCCUGCAGUUUUAUAUGUUUGCUUGGACCCAUGUGACCCUGUUGAUUGUGGUAACUCAGUCCCACCUUGUCAUUCAGAACCUGUUUGAAGGAAAGAUCUGGUUCAUUGUACCGAUCUCCAUUGUGAUCUGCAAUGACAUCAUGGCCUAUCUGUUUGGAUUCUUCUUCGGGAGGACUCCACUCAUCAAGCUCUCACCCAAGAAGACCUGGGAGGGCUUCAUCGGAGGUUACUUCGCCACGGUGGUCUUUGGCUUCAUCCUAGCCCACCUGCUGUCUCAGUUCCAGUACUUUGUGUGUCCCGUGGGCUUCAACAGUGAGACCAAUGGGUUCACAGUUGAAUGUGAGCCUUCAGAUAUCUUUGUGAUGCAGGAGUACACUCUCCCCGCUGUGUUACAAAACGCACUGAGUUGGAAAACGGUGAACAUGUACCCCUUCCAGAUCCACAGCAUCUUCCUCUCCUCCUUCGGGUCUCUCAUCGGGCCUUUCGGCGGCUUCUUUGCCAGCGGCUUCAAGAGAGCCUUCAAAAUCAAAGACUUUGCCAACACCAUCCCGGGCCACGGCGGCAUCAUGGAUCGAUUCGACUGUCAGUACCUGAUGGCCACCUUCACACACGUCUACAUAGCCAGCUUCAUCAGGGGGCCGAACCCGAGCAAAGUGCUACAGCAGCUGCUGAUGCUUCAGCCCGUACAGCAGCUCGGCAUUUACCACACUCUGCACUCCCACCUGAGAGAGAGGGGCAUGCUCCCCUCAGCUGCUGCAGCCCAGGCUGAAUAAAGGACCGCCGGCUUCGCUGGGCGACGACUGGAGAAUGUGUGAUGGUUUGGAAAGUUUGUGUAAGCAUGUACACACACACACACGGACACACACACUCUUAGGUAUGGCUGUAUGGUGUGUGUGUGUGAUCCCAGGCCUCUCUCCGAGCGUCCAUCGUCAUUCUGCCGACUCUUCAUUCGACUUCCAAGGUGACUCUCCAGACCACGUGGAAUAACCUCGUAGUAAAAAAUCCCCACGCACACAAUACCACCAACAACAACAAAACAAUAGGCAGCUUUGUUGCUUUCCACUUGGACCGGCACAUAAACUACAACAGGCAGUCCCCAUCCUCAAAACGUACAGACUGAAGAUAAAAUGUCUUAUCGACCAAAACCUAACUCUAAAGCACAUGGCUUUCCCAGCGCAGGUGGAUGGUGGAUGUGCAGUUUCCCUGUGGACGGCAAAUAUUGCACUGACUUUAGCUGAAGAAACGGAUUUAAGAAGCUUUUACCAGCAUAAACUGGGCCCAAGGUGCUGGGCACACGGACCUGAGCUACAGUACACAGACUGUUGAGACUCGUCUUUCUGGGGUUUGGGUGUGGUGAUGCAGCAGGGUUGUCAGAAUACUGUAGACACUGUUUUAUAUACUAUGCUCCAUUUAAUGGUCCUAACCUCACAGCAUAACAAAACAUGUAGCAUGUACGCAAGUCCUGUCUGGGCUACUGCUAAACUAAGCCAUGUUUAUUCUCUUCUUCCACAGCGUGAACUUUUAGCUUUUAGGUUUCUGUCUGAAUCUAAAUAACUCGCACAAAUAAAGUCAAUAAAGAUUGACUGUAGGCAUGUUAACGCAGAAACUAGAGCAUCAGCACUCAAGUUAAUGUAUUGUACAUAAAUAUACUGAAAAUAUUUAGCUAAACAAAUACCUAAUACAUACUAGAACUACUUGUGUGACCUGCUGGGGAAAUGAAAAAACACUUUUUAAGCUAUGAGAUCUGAUAUGCAAAACUAGAGAUGUGACUCAUUUGUAGCUUUUAGCAUGAACAAAUUAGAUUUAUAUGAGGGAUGUAGAUUUGAUCUAUGGUUUACUGGGUGAAGCUUUACCAGAGAUUGCAAAAAGAAUUUAAAGGAAUAGUUUGACAUUUGGAAAAUACGCUUAUUCUUGCUGAGAAAUGCAAGAUCGACACCGCUCAUGUCUGCAGCCGGAGGUAAAUAGUAUAAAGAUUGGAGUCGGACGCCAGUUCCUCAAUGCGGCUGACAUGGAUCAUAACAAUUGAAUUUUCUAGGCUAGCAUCCCUGUCCUGUCCCGUCUGCCCUGCUUGAGAUUGAUAAAUCCCGGAUCGGAGAGAAGAAUGAUAGAACUCUGGGAAUCACCUUUCCUCCAUUCUUCACUAAAACUGUUGCAGUCAUAACUUCUACCUUCUGUCAAUCCCAUCGUGGAAGUUAGUUUAUGUGGGGUCAACGUUUAAUUUAGAUUUAAAGUCGUAACUUUGAAAGAAAGGCAGUCGAGCGUUUUCUUCCUGCUUCCAGUCUUUAAUGCUGAGCGAGGCUGCUCGCUCUAGAAUCAACACUAGAUGCACAAACAUGGGCGAGUUAUUGAUCUUCUCUAUAUCUGACAGAAAUCUCAUUUCCCAAAUGGCAAAUUAUUCCUUUAAAAAGAAAUGCUGUGCUUCCUUUAUCAAUGUAACCAAUGAUUUUAGUUGCACUGUAGCAGUGAGGGGGGUGAAUGCAUCUGACUACUCCGAAGGUUCCCACCUCCUCAGACUCGAUGUUUGUUAAACUGUUAAAAGAAAAUCUUGCUUUUAAAGUCUUCUUAAGCAUUAAAUUAUUAAGUUUUGAAUGUAGUUUGCAAAUGUAAUAAGUUUG
Molecule: messenger RNA, 3621 nt
Organism: Cottoperca gobio
Lineage: Eukaryota; Metazoa; Chordata; Actinopteri; Perciformes; Bovichtidae
Gene: cds1
Product: CDP-diacylglycerol synthase (phosphatidate cytidylyltransferase) 1
Exons: 14
Coding region: 670-1779 (369 amino acids)
Cellular component (GO): endoplasmic reticulum membrane
Molecular function (GO): phosphatidate cytidylyltransferase activity
Source: RefSeq, a predicted model, not a curated record